Molecule: messenger RNA, 1101 nt
Organism: Ipomoea nil (Japanese morning glory)
Lineage: Eukaryota; Viridiplantae; Streptophyta; Magnoliopsida; Solanales; Convolvulaceae
Product: transmembrane ascorbate ferrireductase 1
Exons: 4
Coding region: 196-888 (230 amino acids)
Molecular function (GO): oxidoreductase activity
Source: RefSeq, a predicted model, not a curated record
ACACGAGUACACAACCACCCUAUUGUGGGCGGCGACGUGGCCUCUUGACCCAAACAAGAUAGACCGAUCCUCAUCUCUAUUAAUCCAUUUGAAAUUUGGGCUUCUAGAGAUUACGAAAUUCUUUCAACACGUACUGUUUUAGGUCAUCUCUUUGCUCAGGGAACAGUGUACUGUGAAGAGUUGAAGGAAAGAGACAUGGCGAUAGCCGCAAAGGCCUUGCCUUUCUCGUGCGUGGCACACGCAAUUGCUCUAGUAUUAGCGGUGCUGGUUUUGGUAUGGAACAUUCACUUCAGGGGUGGAUUGGCUUGGGAAGAUACCAACAAAAAUCUCAUCUUUAACCUUCACCCUGUUUUAAUGCUUAUUGGCUUCGUUAUUCUUGGAGGAGAAGCUAUUAUGAGCUAUAAAUCGCUCCCAUUGAAGAAAGAAGUGAAGAAAGUGAUCCAUCUGGUGUUGCAUGCCAUUGCCUUGGUGCUUGGUAUCGUGGGAAUAUGCGCAGCAUUUAAGAAUCACAAUGAAAGUGGCAUUGCCAAUUUGUACAGUUUACAUUCCUGGAUUGGAAUUGGGGUUGCUGUUCUUUAUGGCAUUCAGUGGGUUUAUGGCUUUGUGGUGUUCUUCUACCCGGGUGGAACAGCAGAUAUCAGACGCGAGUCACUUCCUUGGCACGUGCUCUUUGGCACGUUUGUGUACAUUUUAGCUGUUGCCAACGCCUUGUUAGGAUUCCUCGAGAAGCUCACGUUCCUUGAGAGCUCUGGCCUGGACAAAUAUGGGUCUGAGGCCUUUCUUGUCAACUUCACUGCUAUUUCUACGGUUAUAUAUGGAGUCUUUGUGUUCUUGACGAUCCUUUCUCAGGCUCCCACCGAGGAUGAUCACAGUUACUCUGCAAUAUGAUGGCAUAUAUCCACUAUCAUUCUACCUGUGGACAUAGACAGAUCCCUAUUCCCCCUUUGUGUUAUAAAUUAUAAUACAAGCAGGCUGGACUUAAAGCUUUCUUUGUUCUUCAAGUAGUUGUGUAACACAACUCAGUGUAUUUCUCAGGUUAUUAUAUGUAUGUUGAAAAACAUGUGGUUUAUAUAUGAUCUACUUUGCAUUUGAGACUAAUAA